UCUCUCUCUCUCUCUCUCUGUCUGUCUCGGUGUCUGCCUGUCUGCGAGAGAGGCUGCUAACUAGCGCAGAAUCAUCAUCAUCAUCAUGGCGGAUCAAGGCGAAUCUCCGGCUCCUGUCCUCCACCCGCAACCGGCGCUGACAACCAGCUGGCCAAUUACCAGGGAGUCGUACGAGCUGCAGGAAGUCAUCGGCAGCGGGGCCACAGCUGUGGUGCAGGCAGCCCUCUGUACCCCCAGACAGGAGCGCGUUGCCAUAAAGAGAAUAAACCUGGAAAAAUGCCAGACCAGCAUGGAUGAGCUUUUGAAAGAAAUCCAAGCAAUGAGCCAGUGCAACCAUCCCAAUGUUGUCACCUACUACACCUCCUUUGUAGUGAAGGAUGAACUUUGGUUAGUCAUGAAGCUUCUGAGUGGAGGCUCUAUGCUGGAUAUAAUUAAGCACACAAACAAAGAAGACGACAGAAAUCGAGCGCUAGACGAGCCUAUUAUUGCUACUAUAUUAAAAGAAGUCCUCGAGGGUCUCGACUAUCUGCACAGAAAUGGACAGAUUCACCGGGAUGUGAAAGCUGGGAACAUACUACUGGGAGAAGAUGGAUCUGUUCAGAUUGCAGAUUUUGGAGUAAGUGCAUUUCUAGCCACAGGGGGGGAUAUGACAAGAAACAAAGUGCGAAAGACCUUUGUUGGCACGCCAUGCUGGAUGGCGCCGGAGGUGAUGGAACAGGUUCGAGGCUAUGAUUUCAAAGCAGAUAUAUGGAGUUUUGGAAUUACAGCCAUAGAAUUAGCAACAGGCUCUGCACCCUAUCACCGCUACCCUCCCAUGAAGGUUUUAAUGCUUACCCUACAGAAUGAUCCACCCACUCUAGAGACGGGUGUUGAAGACAAGGAAGUGCUAAAAAAAUACGGCAAAUCAUUUAGGAAGCUAAUAACUAUGUGCCUUCAGAAGGAUCCUGCCAAGAGGCCUACAGCUGCAGAGCUUUUGAAGUGUAAAUUGUUCCAAAAGGCCAAGAACAAAGAGUAUCUGGUUGAAAAGCUUUUGUGUCACGCACCAAAGAUUUCCCAGCGAGCGAAGAAGGUGAGGAGAGUCCCAGGCUCCAGUGGCCACCUGCACAAGACAGAGGAUGGAGACUGGGAGUGGAGCGAUGACGAGCUGGACGAGGGCAGCGAGGAGGGCAAGGCGGCGGUGAAUCAGGGCAGGUCACGAAGGGUGAAAGAUGAGGCCAAAGAUAAUGAGGAGAACGCCAACAAUGUCCCUAUUGAAGGGUUGUCUAUUCAGCAUCCCCAGGUGGAGCCAUAUGGGGACACACCCUACAUUCAAGGCGCUGUGAACAUGGUACUACGGCUAAGGAACUCCCGAAAGGAGCUGAAUGACAUCCGGUUCGAAUUCACUCCUGGGCGAGACACUGCUGAUGGCGUUUCCCAGGAACUGUUCUCAGCCGGUUUGGUCAACGGGCACGAUGUUGUUGUUGUUGCUGCUAACCUUCAGAAGAUUGUCGAUGACCCAACUACCUACAAAGUAUUGACCUUUAAGCUGGCCUCCGGCUGCGACGACUUAGAGAUCCCGGACGAGGUGAAGCUGAUCGGCUUUGCACAGCUAAGUGUUAGCUGAUGCCCUCUUCAUGCCUGAAGCAGGUGAGACAGUGGGGAGACAGUUCAGGGCAGACAGACUGAGGAACACACCACCACUUUCUGCAACAUUUUCCCCAGCACCCUCCCUGAAAACUCACUACCCCCUCCUUCCUCACUCCUUUCCGCCUUCCCUGAGCCCGGGCUUGGCCACAGCCCCGCCUACACUUCCUUAGCGCCGACAUCCCUGCUCACUGUCCCCUGACCUUUAACCUUUCGACAUUCCACCGCCUAGCGCACAAUGCGGGGUCAGGAAACAGCCCAGGAACCUAAAGAUGUACUCAGGUGGUGACAAAAGGUGAUUAAGAUGUAGCUUUGAAUGUUUUAUUAUUUUUUUCUUUUACUCAUUUUUUUGUUUUUCAUCACAUUGCCUUUGUGUUCAGCAAUGCUCUCAUUAUUUAUUGAAAUGAGAAGGUGUUUUUAUGUUGUUUUCUCAUGCUGUUUAGUUGCCACAGUGAAAACAAAUUGACUCGCAUCUCACAAACACACUCAUUCGUGAUGUUUCCCUGAGGUCUUUGUCAGAAUGUAAGAUUUAGUUAAUUUAUGGAGAAAAGCACAUUUUCAGAAUAACAUAAUGAAUGUCUACAAAGAGGAUGAAUUGUAUUUGUAUGUGGAGACCUGUUUUACACUGACAAGAAGGGAACCAUUUGCUCGAGAGUGCAGGAGGAAAAAAAAAGAAGAGACCAGGAUGCUACUGUGUAUAAUUUGCUGCUCUCGACAGUGCUAAUGCUUCAAAAUGUUAGCGGUGCCUUGUUCAUUUUUCUGUGCCUAAGAAAGUAGACAAUGAGUGAGACUACACAAAGAGCAGAACCUGCUGAUUACCAAUUCAGUUCAAGUCAAGUAUCUUAACUUAAUGAGAGAAGCUACAAUGCACUUUUGGGCUGAGUGUGUGUACCCAACAAGCAGAUGCUUAGCCCGGGGAGACAAGUUAACUUGUGUGCUUUUGUCAUCAGACAAAUAAAACCUAACGAAACCUGCAGUCGAUGUAAUCUGCUCUGGUUGUUGGUAUUCAGAUGCCAGAUUAAACGACAAAACCACAACAGUUUUUAUUUUCUUGCUCUGUCCUGCUGCACUACAAAACCCUUUGUUCCCAAAAAAAUAUAGAACAAACCCGAUUCCAGAAAAGUUGGGACGUUGUGUAAAAUGUAAAAAAAAACAGAAUGCAAUGAUUUGCAAAUCUCAUAAACCCAUAAUUUAUUCACAGUAGAACAUAGACAACAUAACAGAUGUUUAAAGUGAGACAUUUUACCAUUUCAUUCAAAAAAUUUGAUGGUGGCAACACAUCUCAAAAAAAUUGGGACAGGCAACAAAAGGCUGGAAAAGUAAGUGGUACUAAUAAAAAACAGCUGGAGGAGCAUUUUGCAGAUAAUUAGGUUUAUUUGAGGUCACUAACAUGACUGGGUAUAAAAAGAGCAUUUUAGAGAGGCAGAGUCUCUCUGAAGUAAACAUGGGCAGAGGUUCACCAAUCUGCGGAAAACUGCAUCUAAAAAUUGUUGAACAAUUUCAGAAGAAUGUUUGUCAACGUAAAAUUGCAAAGACUUUGAAUAUCCCGCUAUCUGCAGUACAUAAUAUCAAAGGAUUCAGAGAAUCUGGAGAAAUCUCUGUGCCCAAGGGACAAGGCCGAAGGUCAAUAUUGGAUGCUUGUGAUCGUCGGGCCCUGAUGCGGCACAGCAUUAAAAACAGGCAUGAUUCUGUCCUGGAAAUCCUGGAACUGCAUGGGCUCAGGAACACUUCCAGAAAUCAUUGUCCAGGAACGCUGCCGUCUUCUCUGGGCCAAAGCUCAUUUAAAGUGGACUGAAGCAAAAUGGGAAACUGUUCUGUGGUCAGAUUAAUCAAAAUCUGAAAUUAUUUUUUGGAAACCACGGACACCGUGUUCUCCGGACUAAAGAGAAGAGCGACCAUCCGACGUGUUAUCAGCGCACAGUUCAAAAGCCUGCAUCUCUGAUGAUAUGGUGUUGCAUUAGUGCCUAUGGCAUGGGCAGCUUACAGAUCUGGAAAGGCACUAUCAAUGCUGAAAAGUAUGUACAGGUUUCAGAACAACAUACGCUCCCAUCUAGACAAUGUCUCUUUCAAGGAAGGCCUUACAUAUUUAGGCAAGACAAUGGAAAACCACAUACUGCAUCCAUCACAACAGCAUGGCUUCGCAGUAGAAGAGUCUGGCUGCUGAACUGGCCUGCCUGCAGUCCAGACCUUUCACCAACAGAAAGCAUUUGGUGCAUCACAUAACGAAAUAUCCAGCAAAGAACACCCAGGACUGUUGAGCAACUAGAAUCCUACAUCAGACAAGAAUGGGACAACAUUUCUCUCCAAAAACUCCAGCAAGUGGUCCCCUCACUUCCCAGAUUUUUACAGACUGUCGUUAAAAGAAGAGGGGAUGCUACACAAUUGUAAACAUGUCCCUGUCCCAACUUUUUUGAGAAGCGUUGCAGCCAUGAAAUUCAAAAUGGUAAUUUUUUUUUAGUUUAAACAUUUGAGGUAUUUUCUAUGUUCUAUUUUGAAUAAAAUAUGGGUUUGCAAAUCGUUGCAUCCUGUUUAUAUUUACAUUUCACACAGCGUCCCAACUCUUUCGGAAUUGGGGUUGUAGUUACUGAAAUGUACUGUAUGACGAUGCACCUGAGGAUGAAACCAAAAGGCAACUAUUGAAAGGGUGACGAGCCAUUUGUUUGUCCAAAGUCCAGUAGCUCUAAAUUAUUUUUAAGUAUUGAGAUGGUAAAUAUUAACUUCUACUAAAUUCUUUAUUAUGAAGUAAUUUAUUGUGUUUUCUAUGUACAGUAUGUGUACCAUUUCAGCAUAUUACUCCUAUUCCCUCUCUGUAAUCAGCUGAUGUCAAAUUUCUGAUGAGAAGCAACAAUAAAGAAUAGCUAUUAUUAAAAAAAAA
Messenger RNA from Plectropomus leopardus (leopard coralgrouper), 4498 nucleotides. It is a transcript of the gene stk39, whose product is annotated as serine threonine kinase 39. Gene Ontology annotation, cellular component: cytoplasm; cytosol. NCBI's taxonomy places the organism in Eukaryota, Metazoa, Chordata, Actinopteri, Perciformes, Serranidae. The record is from RefSeq and is a predicted model, not a curated record. Gene Ontology annotation, molecular function: ATP binding; protein serine/threonine kinase activity. Gene Ontology annotation, biological process: positive regulation of T cell chemotaxis; peptidyl-threonine phosphorylation; intracellular signal transduction.